Knipowitschia caucasica is the source of this 345-nucleotide messenger RNA. The record is from the annotation of a GenBank genome assembly. Lineage: Eukaryota; Metazoa; Chordata; Actinopteri; Gobiiformes; Gobiidae.
AUGUGUGAGCUUUUUUGGGAAUGCCUUCAGGGAAAAGCACUCUUUCCCACAACCGCAGCCCGAGCAGAUCUCACAGAGAGAGAGAGCGAGCGCAUGUUUUCCAGGCCGGCCCCUCCCACCACCGCCGCCUGCACCCACACGCUCACCUGGGACGCCUCGGUCAAACUGAGGGGUUACCGGAGCCUGGGAACGUUUAGCAUCCACAGGGCACCGAGAAGUCAGCCGGCGCACAGGGACCGGACAGGAAGCAGGCGCGUAACCCCUUCCUGUCUGAAAGGAAAGACGGAGGGAAGCGCUUUGAGGAGAUAUACCUCUGCUGCACCCAGACUGAUCACGGGGUCUUAA